AUGAGUGGUUAUUAUGAACGAGGCCCAUACAAACGUUACCUUACAGACGAUGACGCAAAAAUACCAGAAUCAACGUUACGUAGAAGACGCUUAGAAACAGCACAAGAACAAUCUCCACAGUCUGAUAGACAUGACAAUAAUAAAGAUGGAUGGCACGCAAACAAAUUAUUGAGUAGUAUCACUGAUAACUCAUCAUCAGAUUCGAGUACUGAUAUAUCUAAAAAUAAAGAAGCAGAUCGUCGCAGUAUAGAUGAAUCAACAUCAGUUUCAAGUACUAGUGAUAUGUCUGAAAAUAUAGAACCAGAUCGCAGCAGUAUAAAUGAUGACAGAUGUACCGAUCAAACUUCUGAUGAAAAUCUUGAUUAUGUAAGAGAGACCCAGGAAGAAAUAAAUAAUUGAAAUGAAUUAAUUUCCUUCAAGUAUAAUUAUGCAAUGUUAAUUACUAUUAAUUU
Molecule: messenger RNA, 452 nt
Organism: Monomorium pharaonis (pharaoh ant)
Lineage: Eukaryota; Metazoa; Arthropoda; Insecta; Hymenoptera; Formicidae
Exons: 2
Coding region: 1-399 (132 amino acids)
Source: RefSeq, a predicted model, not a curated record